Brachypodium distachyon (stiff brome) is the source of this 1622-nucleotide messenger RNA. RefSeq lists its product as uncharacterized. The record is from RefSeq and is a predicted model, not a curated record. The transcript has 6 exons. Gene Ontology annotation, cellular component: nucleus; site of double-strand break. Bases 112 to 1308 code for a protein of 398 amino acids. Gene Ontology annotation, molecular function: nucleosome binding; ubiquitin-protein transferase activity; metal ion binding. Gene Ontology annotation, biological process: double-strand break repair. NCBI's taxonomy places the organism in Eukaryota, Viridiplantae, Streptophyta, Magnoliopsida, Poales, Poaceae.
AUAUCUUCGAGUCUAUUUCGAAAUUCCCGACCGUUAGCGUUGCUCGCUCCUCCUCCCUUCUCCCCUCCCCUUGCGGCAACGGCUACCAUCUUCCACGAGAGAGAGGGAGGGAUGGCGGCGGAGAGCCCCAAGUCCGCGCCUCGGCGGGCGGCGGCGGCGGCGGCCAAGAACGGCGCUGGCCUGGGCCUGCUCAGCCCCCGGUUCCUGUCGGCGGCCGAGAUGGCUGGCUGGGACGAGGAGUCCCUCCUUCUCGCGGCGCUCGUCGUCGAGGACACCCCGGUCCGCGAGUCCCGUCGCAAGAGGCGGCCUUCCCCUGCCGGCGGCAGCGCUGGAUCUAACACCAGGAAGCGAAGGUCGCGGAGGCCGCCGCCGGGCGAGAUCCCGCCGGUCAUGCUUGCGCUCGACGACGAGGAGGAGAAGCCGAACAAUCCUGCAGAUGGAAAAAAGGAGAUAGAGGAUGAGCAGAAGAAGGCUGUCGUCGUGGAGACGAAGCAGCCGUCCAGAUCCGGCAAGGAGGCCGUGCCAGCCGGAGAGCUGCCGUGUAUGGAUCGGCUACGGGAGGAGCUGUCUUGCGCAAUUUGUCUGGAGAUCUGCUUUGAGCCGAGCACCACGCCUUGUGGUCACAGCUUCUGCGUGAAAUGCUUAAAACAUGCUGCCUCUAAGUGUGGAAAGAGGUGUCCCAAAUGCCGCCAAUUAAUCAGCAACUCGAGAUCCUACACUAUCAAUACAGUACUCUGGAACACCAUCCAACUCUUGUUCCCCAGCGAAGUCGAGGCGAGGAGGAGCUCGACUGCAUCAUGCUCGGCAAGUAAAGACGAGGUGAAGAAGCAAAACCCACCAAGAAGCAACACCAACUUGGUACAAAGCGACUUGAGAAGAAGUAGGAACACCGGUGGUAGUGUCAGCUCCAUCACCACACAAGACAACACCAACACAAGGAUCAGCAGCAACGCCAGCAGGAGGAGCUUCACAACACAAGGCAUCAGAAGAAGCACCACCACCAACAACACUGGGAGCUUCGUGCCACAGGACACCAGCGGCAUCACAGGCAGAACCGGCGGCAGGAGCUUUGUCCAGGCUUCGCAGCUGGUAGCUACCAGCAGGGUGGGCUCUGCAAACCCGCCAUCAUCUGAUGAUGAUGCUGCGUUGGCAUACAGGCUGCAGCAGGAAGAGUUCGCGACGGCUUUUGAGAGCGAAGAGGGAGGAGGAGAGACGCAGCGAAGGAACGCCGUGUCCGCUGCGCGAGAUAGCUUGAGAGCCAUGGCCUCUCGGGCCGUUCGCCUUCGCGCUCGCGGCUGGCCCCUUUAGUUUUCUUCUUUUUCUUGCCUUCUUGCUUUCUGUUCAGUUCCUUGCCUGAUGCCUGAAUCUUCCUCCUCUGGUACACUGUAGCAGAAGUAUCGUGGUGAUUAAUUAAUCACUUGUAUUGUAUUUGUGUUGCCUGAAUUUUUUCCACUUUCAUGAAAGAAUAUACUUCCUGUAUGGGAUGGCCAUAAUUCAUUGCCUGCUCAGAAGUCCUAAAGAUUCACUUCUGUAAGUAAUCUGACUGAUCAAGUUAACUGAACAGUCAUGCCAUGGUCAUGGUUUGUUUAGUAUUUGUAAUGUCCAUGAGGUUGGAGUCCUAA